Nematocida parisii ERTm1 is the source of this 1533-nucleotide messenger RNA. RefSeq lists its product as uncharacterized. NCBI's taxonomy places the organism in Eukaryota, Fungi, Microsporidia. The record is from RefSeq and is a predicted model, not a curated record. Bases 1 to 1482 code for a protein of 493 amino acids. The transcript has a single exon.
AUGAGAUUUUUUUUUAAUUUAAAACAGUUUAUUGUGAGAGAUAUGAGAAGAAGUACAAAAUACAUAUUUAUCAUUGGAAUGCUUAUUAUAAAGCUUUCUUUUGUAUAUACAGCGAAUGAACAAAAAGAAGAAGCCGACUCAAGCAAUCAGGAAAAUGAUAGUAAGAAUAAGCUAGAAGAGAUUAAUGAAAUUAUAAAAAGAGAAAAAGUAGGAAUUUAUUUCUUAAAACAAUUAAAUGAUGAAGUUCAGAACCAUAUGAACUUCUAUCUAAAUAAAAAUAAAUUUAUAAAUCACACCACAAAAAAGUCCACUAGCUUAGAAUCAGCUAAUCCAAGCACAGAAAACACUGAAACCAACAAUGCUCAACCAUCUAUUAUAUAUCAGAGCAUAUACAAAGCAAUUGAGAAGGGAGAUAUAACCAAAAACAUAUCUGAUAAGAAAACAACUACAAAUUAUAAAAUAGUAGACAUUCCCGUGUUUACACCGCAUAUUGAAACUUACUAUAAAGAAGUCGUAGAUGUGUUGAGACGCAUAAUACUUAUGUCUGCAUCCACGUCGGUUGUUACAAACCGCCCCAUGAUGUACGAUUCUUUCUCAUUGAGCCCAGAAAGCAUGGCUAAGUAUUUUUUAAGUCUUAUAAGCACUCCCUACGUAUUCUCACAGUUUGACUUCAAUGACUUACUAAAGCAUGAUUCACCUAAUAAAUACUUAGAAAUGAUAAAAGAUGCUAAAAAUGAUGAUGAGUUAAAUAGUCUUAUGAGUGUCAUUGAUAAUGCCAGCCAUGAAGCAUGUAGGUUCUUUGCUUACAUGUCUAGCAAGAUAUAUGAAUUUAUGAAACCUGAGAAACAAUUUACGGCAUAUAUAAAGAAAAGGUUAAAUAUAACUUCUCCCGGGAUUGAACCACGCAGUGAUAGUCAAGCUGAAAAGGCUACUAAAUUUUUAAUAAGUGAACAGUGUUUCUAUGCAUGGAGAGCUAAAGCUUAUGCUUUUACUUACCACAUACACGAAUUGUUUGUGGCAAUGGGUCUUAUAUUAUACAAGAGUGACUGGGAUUUGUCUAAAAUCCAUCCGGAAAUGGAUGGUUCUAACAAAGAUGAAGUACAAGAUUUUUUAGUAGGAGUAUAUAAAAUGUUUAAUCUUCUAAAAAAGAAAGUUGUAAGUAAAGAACUCUUCCAAGAUCCCGAACAAAUCAUAAAAAUUCGUGAUGAGAUGUUAACUAUAGGGCUUGCUAUACUAGAAUUAAUGAAGGAAUUUUCAUUAACUCUACAUACAAAUGCAAUAUCUAUAGGAAUUACAAAAAUAGAUCUGAAUAAUCCUGGAUACCUGAAUAAUCUUAAAGAAAGCGUAAUAAAGCUAUGGAAUGUAGCCACUGUCAUCAAGAAUCAUAUAAAUAUUCCUACUGAAUACCAAAGUCUAUCCAUUGAUGAGUAUACCGAAAGACUUGAAAAGGACUUAAUAACACUCGACAAUGAAACAAGUUAAAGAAGAAGGCAUUACACUCUGUCAAUUACGGAGUAAUCAAUAAAAAGGAGU